CUGCUAUUUUACUAUUGAUACUGAUGGCUGUGUCCGCAGCCAUAACUAUCAUUAAAUGGACAACGUGUCAGCUUAGUUGCUCACACCGCCAAUUUUAACGUCUAAUAGUAAUUUAUUGUUUCAAGAAUGGCACAAUUAAACGGCGUUAAUCUUGACACAUUCGUAGAGGAGUUUGCCGACGUCGAACAGAAAAUGACUGCGUUAAAUGGCAGAAACGAGCUGCUGGAGACCAUGUUGGAGGAUGCCAAUAAACUCGUCAAAUUCUAUGAGAGCAAGGAGAAACGUGUGAAUGAAGAAAGAGACACUCUGUUUGUCACUGUGAACACGCUGCAGCAGACUCUGCAAGAGCAGUGCAACCUCAGAGUGGAGAAUGAGCUGUUGAAGAGAAAUGCGGCCGACCUAAGAAAAAAGAUUGAAAGAACAGCAGACGAUGGGGAGGCUGAGAACCAACGACUGUUCAGUGAAAUAAAAGUACAGAGACAGAGCCACAAGAGGGAGCUAGAGUCUGUCAUGGAACAGUGCAGGAGGCAGGUGGCGGAUGCCCACACAGAGGCUUUCCAUCAAUUGAAAGCUAAAGAGGCCGAAGUGAACACGUUACUGGAGCAAAAAGCCGUGGAUCUGGAGGAGAUGAACACGACACUCAAGGACCAGGAGAAAAAACACCAAAGCGAGCUGUUGAAGUUGCAAAUGGAGUUUGGUGCGAAGUUAGGCAGAAUUCAGAAUACAACUCAGUGGAGCCAGCAGCAGCAGCAGAAACAACAUGACUUCAACAACACUGCAAAUAAUUUCUUCAAGAGGAAGCUACAGUUCUUUCAGGAAGAGAAGACCAAGCAGAUUGAGGCCCUGCGUCAGAGAAUCAAAGAGCUGGAAGACAACCAGCAAGUUGGCAACCCCAACGACAGCCGUUGGAAGAAGAGAAGGACCUAGUUUGUUUUAAAGCUGAUAGCACUAAGAGGCUGCUGACCUGUCACUUUUCCAGCUUCAAGUAUACAAGUAUUUAUCCUGUCUUUCCGUUCCCAAGGUGACAACAUUUUCAGGUGUGUAGCUUCAUUUAACAGGACAAUCAACUACCACGAGGCUCAUGUGCAUUCUCAAGUGAAUUUGCAGUUUCACUGGCAUGCUGACAUGUGACAGUGUACUGACAUCGCAAUUAAACAGGUUGUAUUUCUGUCUAAGGCUUUAAUCCAAUCAGACAGUUGCAUCGGGUUAAAAACCACAAGGGCAGUUUCAAUUGUGUGCAUCUUCUUUAAAAUCUUAUUUACAAAAUAAGUUAUUUUACUGCAAAGUAUUUCCUGUUUUACUGAAUAGUUGAAUAUAAUUAAACUGGUUUUGAUAUUUUGGCAGAA
Molecule: messenger RNA, 1346 nt
Organism: Entelurus aequoreus (snake pipefish)
Lineage: Eukaryota; Metazoa; Chordata; Actinopteri; Syngnathiformes; Syngnathidae
Product: coiled-coil domain-containing protein 152-like
Exons: 8
Coding region: 127-927 (266 amino acids)
Source: RefSeq, a predicted model, not a curated record